Messenger RNA from Jaminaea rosea, 3298 nucleotides. RefSeq lists its product as hypothetical. Gene Ontology annotation, biological process: regulation of DNA-templated transcription. The record is from RefSeq and is a predicted model, not a curated record. NCBI's taxonomy places the organism in Eukaryota, Fungi, Basidiomycota, Exobasidiomycetes, Microstromatales. Gene Ontology annotation, molecular function: DNA-binding transcription factor activity, RNA polymerase II-specific; zinc ion binding. Bases 83 to 2917 code for a protein of 944 amino acids. The transcript has a single exon.
CCUAUUCGACGACGCUCCACCGAGGCAUUAACCAUCUUGUCCACCUUUCUCCUCGUCCUUCCCAUCCUCUUCAGCGCGCCCUAUGAUGAGCCGUCUCGACUUCUCAGAACGACCGCGACUGCCGCCUCCGUCAUCUCUCUUCCGUCACGCGGACUAUUCUCCACCGUCUGGUGGCAGCAGUGGCGCCGUCGGCGGAACAGGAGGCGAGCGACAUCGCCCAAUGCUGCCCUCGCCAUCUCAUGCACUGCCCAGACUGCCAACAGCUUCGACUCUUCCCCCGCCACCCAUGGCCGCGGUACGAGAGCGUCACUACGAGAGCUUGACGCCUGCCACGCCUUUGCAGCCUCCUUCACUAGUGCCUACGGGUAUGCCUUCAGCGUACCAUCAUCACCGUGACGUGGCGCCGCUGCCGCACCACGCGCAGCCUAUCUCUCAGGCUUGGAACGGAGGAAACGCCCACCACGUGCAUGACGGCUACCAUCAUAUGCCACAGAGACCAACACAUCCGCCCUUGCCGACACCCCCCAUCUCGGCCCACGGCACGCACGGCUUCGCUUGGGACGCGCCCCAGCACCCCGACAUGGGCGAUGGUAGUGGGAGUAGCAACAGCGGAUGGUAUGGCAUGGGAAGCAGCGUAUCGUCCAUGCUACCUCGUAAGAGGCUGCGUAAUAGUCGAUCAUGUGCCGAAUGUCAAAGGAGGAAAACUCGGUGUGACGCAGUGGGGGCCUUCCCUGGAGAGGCAGGCUACACGGGAACCUCUCCUCCUUCGCACAGCAACGCUAGCGAGGAAGACAUGAUCGUCGUUCAGCCAUGCACGAACUGUGUCCGAAGCGGUGUCGAUUGUCAGUACUCGCGUCGACCUGCCAAGAGAGGGCCAUCCAAGGGAUACAUUAAGGACCUCGAGACGCGCCUCAACACACUGCAGCAAGAGCAGACGUCGACUGCAGCAUCUCAGGAAGAGCGUCGCCUAUCAGAGUCGCCUUCAUCUCGAGGCGAGCAGCUCCCACUGUCCAGUCGCCAGACAUCAAUGGCCAGGACCAGUAUUAGCAGCCACCACGCGUCCUGCUUCUCAACAUCUCCCAUAUCACGUCCUAGCCGACCGUGGGAGGACGCCACAGAAAUGAAUCAGACACCUCGUAAGCGCCCACAUGAAGAGGUACCCGACACCGUCGAGGAGGCAGAAGAGGUUGACGAACUUGAGGCUCCAUUGCCUGAGGCGGUGCGUUCACCUGACAGUGAGGCAGCCGAGACCAUGGUUGAGCUGUCCACGGAGAAGCUCAGGCGCGAGCCACAAGAGCAAGCCAGACCGGUGCCAGUCGAGAAACUCGCCACUCCGGUCACUGCAUCGACGACGCCGUUAAGCACCGCGACCUCAUCCAUGCGAGGCUUUUUUGUCAAGUCAGAAGUCAAUGCCACCUUCGCCAUCCGCCCCUUCAACGUCGAUGAGGAUACGGACAUGGCAGGCCUCAAUGAUCGCCUCGUCACGCGAGCGAUGAAGCUCUGCCUCGAACCCGCAUCCCCGCCGCUGGGCUCCGUGGGAAACAUCUCCUCGUCCUCAUCCACCUCUUCGUCAGCGGCCAAGGAUCAGAAGCCGCACGCCGUUCGACUCGCCCAGCUGCAAGGCUCCGCGAUGGGUGGGCUCCAGUACAACCGUGCCGACGGUGUCCUCGACGCCUGUUCCUCUGGGCUGAUCGCCGUACGGGCCGCACGCAAGAUGGCAGCAGCGACUGCCGCUCUGGAGGCGGAUGCGCUCCUGCUCUGCUACCUUGACGGACUUCGCCAAGGCAACACAGACAGCUCACCCUUGGCAGCCGCCUCGUCCAAGAUCGCAGCCACGAGCCUCUCUGGACAACUUUCGCGCGACGCAGCAAGGCGACGAUGCGUCCUCUUCGCUGUGGACCGCUGGCACGCCUUCGCCUUUAAUGCUCCGCACGUCAUGCACGAACGCAUGCUUCCCACCGGUACCCUCUCGCACGAAGGACUCAUCCAGUCGCUUGGUGACCUCUCUGCCAAUCCACUCGAGACUGUCCCUGCCGAAGUGAUGCGCUGCGCUCUCAUGUUCGGCUCGCUCAACGAUCUGGCUCAUCAACACGGUGGAUGGAAGAAUGUCACCGUGGACGACUGCGAGUCUAUCAUUCACAGCUGCGGUGCGAGCGAGGACGAUGAUCCUGCGCCGACCUCUUCGUCUAGCGACAGCCCCCCGGGCACCAAGACCAUCUACUCGAUGCAAGCCUUCCGCUACUCGUUGCGUGGCGCUGUUCGCCUCUAUUACCGCAUGCAGACCCUCCCGCACUCCACGACCACGACGCUCAAGACGGUCAGUACACUCGUUGAGGUGCUCGAGGAGUGCAUACUAGCAGGCAAGGCAAGGACACCGGUGGACCCGCAGACAUUGCUGAUGCGGUCGUACGUCGGGCCACACAUCUUCGCCCUCGCGGCCUGCGCCCUGCUCUGGCUCAGUCGCGCUGUCACGCUGUUGGGCAAGCAGCGUUACGAGGGCAGGCGAGACCCUAGUCGGCAGCAGGAUGAUGACGGCACGCAGCUCGAGUACCUUCGCCGCCUUGUCCAGGAUUACAGUCGCAUGAUUGGCUCGCUCACCUUCUUUGCCAGCACCUCUGGCGACAGCAAGCCCGGAUGCCCGCCCUCGGUCCGCCCCCUCUACCUCCGCAUCGCCGCCUUCAAUCAUCACGCCACGGUCUCUUACUUUGCCGCACUCGGCAAGGUGUCCUCAGCGAGUGCAGAAGAGCUUCCCGAGAACAGCCCGCUGCACGACUCACUCGAGGUGCUCCGCGAGGAGGUGGAUGGGAGGGCCGACUUCUUUGCUGAGAUGGGGCCGUUGGGGCUCGUCCUGGCUACGACGACGAGCAAGGAGGCUUGGGCUAUGAUUGGUCAAGAGGAAGGGAUGUUGCCUGUUUAAGAGUCUCGCGAUUUGCACUUCGUCUCUGCGCUUUUCCUUACCUAGCUUCUUCCGAAUGCUUUCUCAUAUACCUACGAAUCGUGCGUAUUGUCCGACUCAGCGAAAUGAAGUUAAUCCAAGCGAGAUGAGAUUGCGUGCAAGCAUUGAUUAGCAAAGGCAAUGAUUGUAUGUACACGCGCGAGGGCCGGCUCCUGGCUCUCGGCCUUGCUAUCUUCUCUCCCUGUGCCCUCUACAUAGAUCCUCCGCCUACUCCACCCGCUGAUACGCCAGCAGAUACGCAUUCUUGCAGCGCAGAACCUCCUCAAGCGUAGCCGUCCGCACCAUCGUGUCUGAACAAUGCACCCACUGCCUGGGCUCAGCGUCAAAGGUCGAAGGGGCUGU